Molecule: messenger RNA, 4737 nt
Organism: Coniosporium apollinis CBS 100218
Lineage: Eukaryota; Fungi; Ascomycota; Dothideomycetes
Exons: 8
Coding region: 1-4737 (1578 amino acids)
Biological process (GO): regulation of transcription by RNA polymerase II; nucleosome organization
Cellular component (GO): chromatin; nucleus
Molecular function (GO): ATP binding; DNA binding; ATP hydrolysis activity
Source: RefSeq, a predicted model, not a curated record
AUGGCCUCCGGGUCCAUCCUCACGCCCUCCCUUCCCCGUUCGAACCCUUCGAACUACCUCCAGAACGGACACCUAUCUCCUCUUGCUCACAACGUGACCAAUGCGGACGAGCUGCCUGGCCGCAGCGGAAGCGAAUUGUCGGAAGCCAAGGAUGCUGCUGUCGAACCACCAUCCUCUGGACUGGACAGCCAGGGGGCUGUACAAGACGACAAUGUUGCGGACAUGGCCACUUCGGAAUCAUCCCAGGAUGAGGAUGCCGAAGGUGAAGCGGAUGCUGAUUACGAGUUCGAAACCGCUCCGCCGGCCGAGUCCAAUGCCCAGGAGGCCGAGAGCUCGUCGGAGGAAGAACCCCGGCGGUCGCUCAAGCGCCCGGCGAGCGCAGAGGACGAUGAUUACAUGAUGAACAACCCGGAACUGUACGGCCUGCGAAGAAGUGGCCGUGCUCGACCAAACCGUCGUGUGGUAGACAGCAGUUCCGAGAACGACGAUUCUGGCUCUGAUGCUGUAGGCGUGCGGGCCCGCAAGAAGCGGAGGUCAACCGCCCCAUCGAAAGUGUCGAAGCAGCCUACACCUUCGGAACUGUCAAGUACUGGGUCGGGGUCCGAGUCCGAUGUCUACGUUGGCGCCCGCCGUAACGCUCUGACCAAGAAACAACGGCGACGGCAAUUGCUGGUUGCAGCUGGCAAGGCACCCCCUUCCCGUAACGAAGUUCGAUUCUCCACGCGACAGGCUGCGAAAGUUACAAACUACAACGAGGAUGACAAGGACUCUUUCAGCGAGGAAGAGUCAGAGCUCAUGACACCUAACUAUUGGGCCGCUGGUGCGGAUAGUGAUGCACCAGCCAUAGAUGUAGUCCUGGCUCAUCGUCUAAAAGACGACAUAAGUGUGUUUAAUCAACUCGUCUCCUGCUCCGCUGCUAACGACAGGCAAGGUCCAGGCCCAGAUACUGAAAAGAACGACUUCGAGUACUUUAUCAAAUGGCAAGGCAAAGCACAUUACCAUGCCACCUGGGAUGAAUGGGCAAACUUAACCUCCUACCGCGGCUUUCGGCGCCUUGAAAACUACUUCCGCAAAGUAGUCGCGGAAGAGAUUUACAUAACAACGGAUCCUGACGUACCGCCGGAGGAGCGGGAGAAGUGGGCUCUGGACCGCGAACGAGAAGCCGAUGCCCUGCUUGAGCAUCAACAAGUGGAACGUAUUAUCGGGACGCGGGAGGGUGAUGAUGGCACUGAGUACUUCGUCAAAUGGAAGGGCCUCAAUUACGACUCGAGCACCUGGGAAGACGCAGCUCUCGUGAGCGAACUUGCGCAGACCGAAAUUGAUAGAUACCUAGACAGGUCUUCCAAGCUGCCGGUAUCCAACAAAGCCGAGUCGAAUCCCAACACACGUCGUCCAUAUCAGAAGAUCGCCGAACAGCCUUCAUACAUCAAACAUGGUCAGCUCCGGGAAUUUCAGGUCCGCGGUGUCAACUUCCUGGCAUACCAUUGGUGCAAGGGAGAUAAUGUCAUUCUCGCAGAUGAAAUGGGUCUUGGCAAGACCGUCCAGACCGUCUCCUUUAUGAAUUGGCUUCGUCAUGAGAGAGGCCAACAAGGACCUUUCAUCGUCAUAGUUCCUCUAUCGACAAUGCCGGCGUGGGCUGAUACCUUCAACAACUGGACGCCUGAUCUCAAUUACGUUGUAUACAACGGCAACGAGACCGCGCGGAAGAUUAUCAGAGAGCAUGAGAUGCUCGUUGACGGCAACGUUAAGAGGGUUAAGUUCAACGCUCUCCUCACGACCUACGAGUUCAUACUGCAAGACUCGGCCUUCCUCUCGCAGAUCAAGUGGCAAUUCAUGGCUGUGGACGAGGCGCAUCGUCUGAAGAACCGCGAGUCACAGCUCUACGCUAAGCUGAUGGAGUUUGGCGCUCCGAGCAGGUUGCUCAUUACUGGCACUCCAAUACAGAACACCCUUGGCGAACUGUCAGCUCUCAUGGAUUUCCUGAUGCCAGGAAAGGUGACAUUAGACGAGAAUAUCGACCUACAAUCGGAGAAUGCCGGUCUGAAGCUCGACGAGCUCACGAAAGCGAUCCAGCCCUACAUGAUCCGUCGAACGAAGCAGAAAGUGGAAAAUGAUCUGCCGCCUAAGACUGAGAAGAUUAUCCGAGUCGAACUGUCUGAUGUACAGCUGGAGUACUACAAGAAUAUCCUCACCAGGAAUUAUGCCGCGCUAAACGCGGGAGCAAAAGGUCAUAAGCAGUCACUUUUGAACAUCAUGAUGGAACUGAAGAAAGCUUCCAAUCAUCCAUUCAUGUUUCCGAACGCCGAGGGGCGAAUACUGGCCGGCAGCGAGCGUCGGGAAGACAUACUGAAAGCGUUGAUCACGAGCAGCGGCAAGAUGAUGCUACUCGAUCGACUUCUUACGAAGCUGAGGAAGGACAACCAUCGCGUGCUCAUUUUCAGCCAGAUGGUGAAGAUGCUGGAUAUUCUGGGAGACUACCUCCACUACCGCGGUUAUCAGUUCCAGCGGCUGGACGGCACAGUUGCCGCUGGCCCCCGUCGCAUGGCUAUCGAUCACUUCAACGCUCCCGACAGUAAUGAUUUCUGCUUCCUCCUCUCCACUCGGGCUGGUGGUCUUGGUAUCAAUCUCAUGACCGCAGACACUGUCAUCAUCUUCGACUCCGACUGGAAUCCUCAAGCCGAUCUGCAAGCCAUGGCUCGCGCUCACCGUAUCGGUCAGAAGAACCCGGUAACAAUUUACCGGCUCGUCUCGAAAGACACCGUAGAAGAAGAAGUGCUUGAGCGCGCCCGAAACAAGCUCAUACUAGAGUUCAUCACCAUUCAGCGUGGUGUCACGGACAAGGAUGCGAAGGAGUUCUCAGAGAAGAUUGCCCGUGCUGGCCAUGGCGUUGCCGAACCUACCAACAGUGAUGACAUCUCGCAAAUUCUAAAGCGUCGCGGCCAGAAGAUGUUCGAACAAUCUGGUAACCAGAAGAAGCUAGAGGAGCUCGACAUCGAUGCGGUGCUUGAAAGCGCCGAGGAGCACAAGACCGAACAGCCUGAAGGCCUUACUGCUGACGGUGGCGAAGACUUUCUCAAGAGUUUCGAAUAUACCGACGUCAAGAUUGAUCUCGACUGGGACGAUAUCAUUCCAAAGGAUCAACUUGAUGCAAUUAAAGCUGAAGAGAAGAAGAAGGAAGAUGAGAAGUAUCUUGCAUCUGUUAUCGAGCAGAACCAACCUCGAAAGCGCAAGGGAGCGCCGGAUGAUCGGGAGCAGCGGGCUGCGAAGAAGCGGGCUCGAGAGGCUGCAGCCGAAGCGAUUGCCAACGAUGACGACGAGGACUCCACAGACAACGAUCCCAAACGGCCGCUGAACGAGAAGGAGAUCCGCAACCUCAUCAAAGCACAUGAACGAUAUGGCUCACUUGAGACGCGUGGUGAGGAGAUGAUCCGGGAUGCGAGGUUGGUUGGCCGUGAUCCGGACAUCCUGAAAGCAACGCUUGACGAUGUGCUUGAUACGGCACGGAGGCUCUUGAAGGAGGACCAGGAUAAGGUCGAUGCGAUGGUACGAGAGGCAAGCAAGUCUUUAACCAAGAAGGACAAAAAGGCCAUUCUCUUCGAUUACAAGGGCGUAAAGCGCUUGAAUGCCGAAACCCUUCUGGAACGACCCGUCGAAAUGCGCAUGCUCCAGGAUGCCACAUCAGCUGCUGGCGACUGGUCAAACUUCCGCGUUCCCGAAGCAUCAAAAGCUGCGCACUAUACCUGUGAGUGGGGAGCCCGCGAGGACGGCAUGCUAUGUGUUGGUCUCGCCAGGCACGGUUUUGGCGCAUGGCCUGCCAUUCGGGACGACCCAGAGCUCGGCAUGACUGACAAGUUCUUUCUGGAAGAGCAUCGAGUUGACAAGAAGGAAGAGCGGAGCAAAGCUGAAGACAAGAACGCAAAGUCACCGGGCGCUGUUCACUUGGUCCGCCGAGCCAACUACCUGCUGAGCGUCCUCAAGGACAAGACCAGCAACGGCACCAACAUUGCUGCCAAGCGGGCAAUCGAGAAUCAUCACCGCAACAACAAGAAGUACGCCAUGAGCCAGCGGGGCCCCGACAAGUCGGGAAGCGUGUCUCAGAGCCCAGCUCCCGGCAGCGUGUCCAGCAAUGUCCGCAAGGUUACCCGGGAGCGCGCGUCAGAAAAGUCGCGCAACCGUGCCCAGAGCCAGAGUGAGCAUCGCCGAAGUGCUGACCGCCGCUCGCCCCAGGACGAGCGCAAUGGUACCCCGGAUGUGCGCCGCAAGCCCACCGAGGCGGAUGACAAGCACAAGCAGCGCAAGGCGAACGAGCGGCCAAAGCACCAGUCUCAUCGCUCCACAGACAGCAUUCCCAACGGCGCAUCCCCGCCUGCACACGACGAUCGGCUUACUCGGGUCUUCAGACCUAUCCAGUCGAACCUCGAGCGCGUGCGCAAUGCCAAGCCAGCGCUGAUGCCGGACUCCAAUGCGCGGCUGAAGGUGUACAAGGUCGAGCUUAUCAAGAUCGGCAACUUCAUCAGGAAAGAGGUGAGGGAGGGGGGGUCUGAAGAUCAGCUCUGGAACCACGUCAGCAGCAAGUACUGGCCCAAGAAGGACGCCACGGGCAGCCAGCUGAGCCAGAUGUAUCGCAAGCUUCUCCAGAAGGAGACUACAACCACCGCCUCGUCCGGCAACAAGGACUCAUCGGCGAGGACCAACGGCCAACAGGUCAACGGGGAGAAGGCACGGGUCAAGGCGUAA